Mercurialis annua (annual mercury) is the source of this 2087-nucleotide messenger RNA. RefSeq lists its product as uncharacterized. NCBI's taxonomy places the organism in Eukaryota, Viridiplantae, Streptophyta, Magnoliopsida, Malpighiales, Euphorbiaceae. The transcript has 3 exons. Bases 1172 to 1651 code for a protein of 159 amino acids. The record is from RefSeq and is a predicted model, not a curated record.
GUACACAAAGGAUGGACAGUAUACGGUUAGAUCUGGAUACAAGAUUGCUCAAAAAAUUAAAUGGCGAAGCCAAGAGAGCAGUGGUUCAGCAGGAAAUUAUUCAGCCAUCUGGAAAGCUAUUUGGAGAUUACAAGUGAUCCCCAAAGUGCAACACUUUAUAUGGAGAAUUUGUUCAACCAUCCUUCCGUGCUUUCAAGUAUUGAGUAGUCGAGGUGUUGAUUGUGAUGUUUUAUGUCCUAGAUGUAGAACACAUCCGGAGUCGAUUCUUCACGCCCUUAAGGAGUGCAGCUGGGUUAGGGGUUUGUGGCUCGGGUCUCGUUUGGGAAUUAGAACUGAUUUGGUUCCGGCACCAAAUAUCACUGCUUGGAUUGAAGGUAUGAUCAAGGUCUUGAGUAAAGCUGACUUAGCCUAUUUUGCUUCAGUAUUAUGGCAGAUUUGGUUCUCUAGAAAUCUGUUAGUUCACGAGAGCAAAGACGAAUGUCAUGAGGUGAUUUUGCAACGCUGUUCUGAGUGCGAGGCUGAAGCUGAUUCAAGUGCGAAAGAGGCGAAGUCCGGGUCCAUAACUGGGUGGUGUGCUCCUGCGCAAAAUGUUCUGAAAAUAAAUACAGAUAUGGCUUUGAUGGCAGACGGUACUAAAGCAGGUCCGGGUUUUGUUGUUCGGAAUUCUGCAGGCCAGGUCAUGGCUUCAGGGGGUAAGCGGAUUAAUUCUGUUCAGAGUGUUGCUAUAGGUGAAGGGCUAGCCAUUUACUUCAGCCUUAUUACUGCUGCUGAUUGCGGGUUUAAGGACGUGGAGGUUGAGAGCGAUUCUCAAUCAGUAAUUCAACUGAUACAGGGAGGACGCUUGGAUACAUCGCAGCUGGGGUUGGUGAUUGAAGAUAUCCGUAGCUUAUUUGCGCGCUUUCAUAGUACUAGUUUUGUUUUCACUCGUCGAGAGAAUAACAAAACCGCUCAUUCAAUUGCUAAAUGGGCGUUAACUUGUGCGGAUGUUAUGGUGAUGAUGGAAGAUGUUCCUAUUCACAUUAGGCCUUGUAUUACCGAAGAUAUCGCUUCGGCUUUUGAUAAUUAAUACAAUGCUUCUUUGAUGAUCAAAAAAAAAAAAGAAGUUUGUUUAGGUUCGUGACUCUUACGAAUCCCCUUAAUUGAUAUUUGAAAUCUGCUCGAGAUAAAACUCAUGUUGGCUGCACUGCAAAGGCAUAUACGGCACCGUUUUAAACGCAUUAAGUCAACCCCCAAAAUCAUACACCUCAAUUCAAUUUCAAUUAGGUCUUCUCCAACGUUUUUAUUUCCUUCAAAAAGAAAAAACAAUUCACAGAUCCGAUUCGAAUCUUCGACAACAAAAAUGGACAAGAAGGCAGAAGACAUGUCAUCAGCAGAAGCUGUGUUCUUAGGAGCUCUAGCUCCUGGUGUCAAUGGUCCGACAUGGAAUACGCUAAAAUCAGCAUUUGUGUUACUGGGUGUGUCCCUUGCUGUAAUGUUUGGCUUAGCAUUCUCUUCAAGUGAUGUUUGGUUGAUUCUUCAUGUUGGGUUUCUUGUUCUGAUCACUUCCACACUCUUUUUGCUUCUUAGCUGGUUUCUUUCUCAGACUGGUCUGGUUGCUGUCGAACAUCAAAUGCGAGAAAUUGGAUUGGUUCCAAAUGAUCAUAAGGAAUGAAAACAAAAUCUAUUGCUUUGUUAAUAUGUUUAUGACAAGCAGAGAUGAAAACAAAACACCCAUCAACAGUCGAAAGAGCCGAAAGACUUUUACAUUAUUACUAUUUGGUUACAACAUAUGAUUCAUUCAACCAUAACAAAUUGAGACGAAAAGAUUUCACAAGCAGAAAGGUAAUCACCAAUCACCAUAGCUCCUCGUUAUGCUUUGAGAAGAAUUUCCCGGCGUGCUUAAUUGUGCCGAUUCAAUUAGUCAUGUUUGUGUUCCUUCUCCUUAUGUUUAUCUUUUUUGGACUUGAUGAAACAGAAACAUGAGCAACAAGGAAACUGAAAUAGGAACUUCAUCUCUUUGAUGCUGAUUUUAAUUGUUUGGAGAUCUUUAUGUAUAUAGAGGUUCAAUACAUGAUUAUUUUAUUUAUGGUAUAUCUUUUUGGAUGCCA